Molecule: messenger RNA, 3138 nt
Organism: Austrofundulus limnaeus
Lineage: Eukaryota; Metazoa; Chordata; Actinopteri; Cyprinodontiformes; Rivulidae
Gene: tmc8
Product: transmembrane channel-like 8
Exons: 17
Coding region: 212-2314 (700 amino acids)
Cellular component (GO): plasma membrane
Molecular function (GO): mechanosensitive monoatomic ion channel activity
Source: RefSeq, a predicted model, not a curated record
UAUAUUUCUUGUCAUGUCACUGUGACUCUGCAUCCUGUCAUGUGACUUCCUGAGAUCUGUCGAAUUCAGCCUCAGUGUGGACAGAUGUGAGAUCUGCUCCACCUGCAGUGAAAUGAGGCUCACCAAACGAAUGGAAACUGAUUGGGCUCACUGACGUCUUCAUCUGCAUGAUGCCUCCAGUGAUGUGUGAAGUAGAAAACUUGGGUGCAAAAUGAGGAAAGGAAGUGUAUGGGGCAAAAUGGAGGACAAGAAAAAUGUGAACUUCACGAGGCUCAUGUCAGAUGAAAGCACUCACUCCACCCAGUCCUCUGACUCAUGUGAGUACUAUCAGACAGAGAUAUUUGACCUGCUGCCCAGCGUUCAGGCUUCUCGGCCCGAGCAGAACAGACAUGGCGCUUUGGAUGUCAGUGAGGCCAGUGAGGGUGCUUCAGGGGCCGUGGAGGACUUCAGCCACAGCCUGGUGUCCAGAGGACCCAGGGACAAGACGUCCUUACAGCCGCUCAGAAACCUGGCCAUGUGCAUGCAGGCGAAGAGAGGAGCCAGGGAAAGGAGAAAGAUGCAAGUCAGCAAUAUUGGGUUUUGGGAGUCUUGGAUACGGAGCCAGAGCAUCUACAGGAAAAGGGUUUGGGAUCAGAUGAGAGAGGCAGUAUCCAGCCUCUUGCCAGGGCAACACAUGCUUCAUAAAAUCCAAGGGAAGUUUGGAGUAGGCGUGAAGGCCUAUUUUGUUUUCCUCAGAUAUCUGAUUUAUUUGAACCUGCUACACUGUGUUCUCAUCGGGGGAUUCAUUUUGGGACCCACACUAUAUUACAGCAAGAACCCUUACUUUCCGAGAUUUGAAAAAAACGACUCAGUUUUAGACGUUUUCCUUGGAUCGGGGUUUCUGGAUCGUUCUCCUGUUUUCUUUGGUUUUUACAAACCUGGCUCUCUGGAUUUGCGCUGUUUGAACACACCUCUGUUGUACCUGGCUGGAAUCCUCUCCAUCUUCCUUCUGAGUCUCAUCUUGGUGGUCCGCAGAACAGUUGUUGGCUACAAGCACACCUGGAUGCUCGGGAAGCGGUACAGCAUGAACGUCAGCUUUAAGAUCUUCUGUGGCUGGGAUUUCAACAUUCAGGAUCCAUCAGCCUCUGCCCUCAAGCACAGCUUCAUCCGAAACGACCUCAAGCUGUUCCUGGAGGAACAGAGCUUCUCUUUGCGUAAGGCUCAAAGGACAUUACGACAGAAGGUUCACCUCUAUCUGCUCAGGUGUAUCCUCAACCUGAUUGUUAUUUCUCUGCUUGGAGGAGCGUUUUACCUCAUCUUCUUGUCAACAAUUUCCCUCCAAAAAAAUGAAGAGCAUCACUUGUUGGUCAAGCUGGUUCUUCAGUAUAUUCCUCCGUUCACAAUUACAUUUGUAAACCUUGUCCUCCCUCACAUCUUCCGCAAGAUCUCCUCUUUUGAAGACUACUCCUUGACUGUGCAAGUGAAUACCACGCUUGUGAGGAGCAUUUUAUUGAAAUUGGCUUCCCUGGGGAUCUACUUAGUUUCUGUCUUCAGAUCAGAUCUCAAUCGAACGUCUCAAUGCAGGGAAAACCAGUUUGGCAGAGAGAUGUACAAGCUGUGUAUCUUCAACUUCAUUGCAACUUUCUGCAGCACUUUUCUUUUGAAUUUCCCCAGGAAGCUUUUGCAGGAGAAGUACCCAACAUCUUUGCUGGCUCGGUUGUGUGGGAAACAGCACUUCUUGAUUCCUUUCAAUGUGCUGGAUCUGGUUUAUGUUCAGACCGUGUCCUGGGUGGGAGUUUAUUACUGCCCUCUGCUGCCUCUGAUAGGAACCAUCACACUGGUGUUCACAGUCUAUAUCAAAAAGUUCAGUGUCCUGCGAUGUUGUGUAGCAGAGCAGCGGAUGUUUCGAGCCUCCAACUCCUCUGUUUUAUUUUAUUUCAUGUUGUUACUUGGUCUCUUCAUGGCUGCAGCUGCACUAGUCUUUGACUUCUACAACCCUAAGAUAAUAUUGUCCUGCGGUCCUUUCAUAAAUGGAGAAACUGCAUUUAAUGUAACUCAGUAUUGUGUGACCAGUCUUCCCAACUCAGCCCAGACCGCUCUUCGCUACUUGGCAUCGGAGGCCUUUGCCUUGCCACUUAUAUUAGCUGAGAUCAUCAUCCUAACCUCAUAUGUCUCAAGAGGACGAGCUAACCAGAAAGCCAUUGAGAGACUAAAAGACAUGCUGGUUAUGAGCAGCUCAGAUAAGCGCUUUUUGGUGAAGGAGCACGCCACAUUGCUGAGAAGUCGAAAGAACUUGACCGGAGCAUCUUCUGCAGCCACUGAAGAACACCCCUGAGUUUCUUAAUGGACGUCCCGUGUCAGUCAGCUGCCUUUAGCUUUAAUGUAGAACUUUCAAAUGGCAAAACUCAGCAGCUGGGUUUUGAAUGAAAAACUUUGUCAUCCAUCCAUCCAUCCAUCCAUCCAUCUAUCCUCUUUACCCACAUUUUCCUUUUUGGGACCCGGGGCAGCUGGUGCCUCAGCAGUCACUGUGUGAGCGGACCGGUUGCGUGUCCAUCACAUGGCCACAGAGACAACCAUUCACACUCAAACCUAGAAACAAUUUAGAGCACGUGGAGUAAUUUUUUAAACUUUUAAAUAUAUUUCUUUAGUAUUUAUUUCACAUUUAGUCAGUUGUACAUGUAGUAAUUAUGAGAUGAUGUGUUAAAACACUGUUUCUGUGCACGAAAUACCGUGUAGAGCUCAGCUAUUGUUUGUUAGUGGGGCUCAGCUGUAGCAUGAGGAAUAUGGUGUUUUGUAUUUAGUCGAAGUUGAACACGAAACGUUGAAGUUAAUUACAGCUGGCUCUUUGAGUGCAACCAUGAUGCUCAUUUGGUGAAAAUGAGUUUGACAUUUGACCCUGAUUGUAUCAGUUAACCUAACAUGCAUGUUUUUGGUCUGUGCGAGAAAACUGGGGUGCCUGAAGAAAACCCACACCUGCACGGAAAGAAUAUGCAUACUCUACACAAAACAGCCCCAGGCUAGAGGAGAAUCUGUGACCCUCUUGAUGUGAUGCAACAGCACUAACCACUGCACCACCACGACUUUCCCUUCAUCAUCAGAAAAAAAGGAAAUAAAGCUGUAAAGGUUUUCUGCAAAAAUCUCACCAGUAUUAAUUUACCU